Messenger RNA from Caenorhabditis sp. 36 PRJEB53466, 2172 nucleotides. Lineage: Eukaryota; Metazoa; Nematoda; Chromadorea; Rhabditida; Rhabditidae. The record is from the annotation of a GenBank genome assembly.
AUGGAGUACAGACGGUUGAAGUAUGAGGAAUGUCGCGACGACGUCUCGAGCAUUCGCCGAAAAGUGUUCAUCGAAGAGCAAAACUGUCCGGAAGAGAUGGAAUGGGACGAGAACGAGGAGAAGGAUUCGCUCUAUUUCGUCGCUUUUCAAGGUUUUCAUUUUGACGUCGCCAAAGGAAACUAUUCUUUUUUUCAGGUGGAGUGGCCGUCGGGUGUCUUCGUUUGCGAAACAUUGAGCCGGAUUUGUUGAAAAUGGAACGAGUAGCGGUGCUGAAAGUGAAUAAAACAAAACAAGUGAUUAUCAAUCAAUAGCGCAACAAAUUUUAGGAACAUCGCCGUCGUGGCAUCGCUUCCGAAAUGAUACGAGAAGCGCAGAUUCACGCGCAGACUGAGGCGCCCGAGUCGUCGAUUUACGCGUACGCACAGGUCUCCGCCAUUCAGGCGUACGUUUCGCUCGGAUUCACGGUCGUGUCGAAGGUGUGGAUCGAGGACGGCACUUUCAUUCCGCAUCAGACCAUCAUCUGGGGAACUCCCGUCACGAUUGACGUGUUUUUGAAGCAUCAGUAUGUCGUUCUGUACUGUUUUCUAUCAUUGUUCUCUGCUUCAGAUCGAAGAAAAACGCGCAAAACUACGAAGAAUACGACGUCCGGGCGCCUGCAAUUCUUCCGAAAGUCCAAGCAUAUCUGGAGAGGCUCACGGUCAAUCAGUUUUAAAAAUUAUUUUAAAGGCAUAUACAGUUCUGUGAUUCAAAUUCCAUUGAUUGAUAAACAUUCCAUUGUUGGUGGCGAAGUUGAAAAUGCCGUUUUCAGGACGUGACUGAGUGCAAUGUGCUCAGUCUUCAUCUCCUGCUCGACGACGUUGUCGUGUCAAAAUUCGCUCGAAAAGGAUUGGCGAAGCUUUGUCGCUGUGUUGCCGAUUACGUGCAGUCGUUUGAAAAUCGCGAGCGGGUCGUGGAGCAAUCCGAUUUUUUGUUGAGACUCGCUGACACCAGACUCAACACUGGACACUUCAGUAAAGUCGACGAAAACUGGCGCAAGUUGUACGCUCUGAUCAGUUAUCUGCAAGCAUUUGUGCUGCUCAAAGAGAAUCGUUUAAAGGUUUGAGUUUUUCGCCCAUUAGAUAUCGGCCAAGUGCGAUUGUCCCUGGUCCCACAAAAACGUUCCAGAGUCGUAAUAGAAUCAGUUCAGAAAGCUGUGAUAAUCGCUGACAAGGGACUGUGCAUGGGCCGCAUCGACGAGAGACGUGUUCCGCUCCGUGCUCUCGCCGCGCUCAUUCACGAGCGCCUUCCGAAACCCGACCUGCCCAUCAAUCACUUGCCCGAGCGCUACUUCAAAUCAAUUGAAAAAGAGCAAAAGCUGAGUCCCAAUCAGAACUCGUCGCCAAUUGAAGAGUGCGAGAACGACGAAUCGACAUUUGUGCGGCUCGUGGAGGCGGUUGUCGAGAACAAGCCGCUGCUCGUCCGUCGGUUCGCUUCGGACAUGCCUGCCGUUGGAAAAUGGAAUUUGCGCUACUUGUACAGUCAACUACACACCCGAACUUUCCCAGUGGAGGUCGGCAAGAACUAUUCGGACGAGGAUUGGUCGCAAAGAAUGAUGACUUUCGCCGAGUUCGUCGCCAAUUCAGAGGUUCGAAAUGACAAAAAAAAAACGCAAGGAAAAAGAGAUUGUGACUUUCAGAACGAACAACUCUAUCUAGCUCAACACCGCCUUCUGGAUCAAGUUCCCCAUCUGAAUGCGGACAUCGUGUGCCCGGAUAUCUGCUUCGGAGAGUCGACGAACGUGCAAGACGUCGACAUGAACAUGUGGAUCGGUCCGGCAGGGACCAUCUCGCCGCUGCACACAGACCCGCGGAAAAACAUGUUUGUGCAAGUGCACGGAACGAAACUGUUCCGAUUAGUGUCACCGGAUGAGUCGGCGACUGUUUAUCCGAUCGAGGGCAUGCUAUCAAAUACUAGUCAGGUAUUUACGGAAAGCAUGGGAAUGCUGAAAAUAAUUCAUAAAAACUGCAGGUUGACGUCGAGAAUCCGGAUCUCUCGGAGUUUCCCGAGUUUGGCGGUGCACACGUGCUCGACGCCGUCGUCAACGAAGGCGACGCUCUGUUCAUUCCGGCCAAGUGGUGGCACUACGUCCGCUCCACAAAGUUCUCAGUUUCUAUCUCAUUCUGGUUCGAUUGA